This is a messenger RNA of Monodelphis domestica (gray short-tailed opossum), 3258 nucleotides long. It is a transcript of the gene OXSR1, whose product is annotated as oxidative stress responsive kinase 1. The record is from RefSeq and is a predicted model, not a curated record. Gene Ontology annotation, cellular component: cytoplasm; cytosol. Gene Ontology annotation, molecular function: ATP binding; protein serine/threonine kinase activity. Gene Ontology annotation, biological process: negative regulation of potassium ion transmembrane transporter activity; intracellular signal transduction; peptidyl-threonine phosphorylation. Lineage: Eukaryota; Metazoa; Chordata; Mammalia; Didelphimorphia; Didelphidae.
CAGUUGGGCGGGGCCGCGGAGCGGGGCGGGGCCGGGCGGAGGCGCGGAGUGAGGCGCCCGCUGGUUGCUGCUGUCACUCCUGCUCCGGCUCCGGCUUGGGCUCCCGCUGCAUCCCCGCUAGACUUUCUAUCCCCGGCGUGCUUCUGGGCGGGGGCGGGAGGAGGUUGAGGAGGCCGGGGCGCCGCCGCCAUGGCCGAAGACGCGGGCGCACUGCCCUGGUCCAUCAACAGGGACGACUACGAGCUGCAGGAGGUGAUCGGAAGUGGAGCAACUGCUGUGGUCCAAGCAGCAUAUUGUGCCCCCAAGAAAGAGAAAGUGGCGAUCAAGCGGAUAAACCUGGAGAAGUGCCAGACCAGCAUGGACGAGCUCCUGAAAGAAAUUCAAGCCAUGAGCCAGUGCCAUCAUCCCAACAUUGUGUCUUACUACACAUCCUUUGUGGUGAAAGACGAGCUUUGGCUAGUGAUGCGGCUGCUCAGCGGAGGGUCUGUUCUGGACAUCAUUAAGCACAUCAUUGCAAAGGGCGAGCACAAAAGCGGGGUCCUCGAUGAGGCCUGCAUCGCCACCAUUCUCAAAGAAGUGCUGGAGGGCCUGGAAUAUCUGCAUAAAAACGGACAGAUCCACAGGGAUGUCAAAGCCGGAAAUAUCCUUCUGGGUGAAGACGGCUCGGUGCAGAUCGCAGAUUUUGGGGUUAGUGCUUUUUUAGCAACUGGUGGUGACAUUACCAGAAAUAAAGUGAGAAAGACGUUUGUGGGCACCCCUUGCUGGAUGGCACCAGAAGUUAUGGAACAGGUCCGCGGCUACGACUUCAAGGCUGACAUCUGGAGUUUUGGAAUCACCGCCAUCGAGCUGGCCACGGGGGCUGCUCCCUAUCACAAGUAUCCGCCCAUGAAGGUCUUAAUGCUGACGUUACAGAAUGAUCCUCCGUCUUUGGAAACUGGUGUUCAAGAUAAAGAAAUGCUAAAGAAAUAUGGAAAGUCAUUUAGGAAAAUGAUUUCAUUGUGCCUUCAAAAAGAUCCCGAGAAAAGACCAACAGCAGCCGAACUGUUAAGACACAAGUUUUUCCAGAAAGCCAAGAACAAAGAGUUUCUCCAAGAAAAAAUGCUUCAGAGAGCCCCCACCAUCACCGAGCGAGCUAAAAAGGUCCGGAGAGUGCCAGGCUCCAGUGGCCGGCUUCAUAAAACAGAGGAUGGUGGCUGGGAGUGGAGCGAUGAUGAGUUUGAUGAAGAAAGUGAGGAAGGGAAGGCAGCCAUCUCACAACUCAGGUCUCCUCGAGUAAAGGAAACAUUAACCAAUUCUGAGCUCUUUUCUCCACCUGAUUCCAUGAGUACUUUACUCCAAAUUCCAGGACAGACUCCUGCUCACCUACCUCAACCAGCUGGACAGACUCCUGCCCAGUCAACUCACAUCACCGUCCCUCCACCGGCACAGGCACCUGCAGCUCCUGCGGGAGGAGCAGAGCAGGCUCCGCCGACAGAAGGGGCAGGUGCCCAAGAGACCAAGGUCCCCAUCAGCCUAGUGCUGAGGUUAAGGAAUUCAAAGAAAGAACUUAAUGAUAUCCGAUUCGAGUUUACUCCAGGGAGAGAUACAGCCGACGGCGUGUCCCAAGAGCUCAUCUCUGCUGGCCUGGUGGAUGGCCGAGACUUAGUGAUAGUGGCAGCGAAUUUGCAGAAAAUUGUGGAAGAACCUCAGUCAAAUCGCUCUGUCACUUUCAAACUGGCGUCGGGCGUGGAGGGCUCCGAUAUUCCCGAUGACGGCAAGCUGAUCGGGUUUGCGCAGCUGAGCAUCAGCUGAGCCGCGGCCCAGAGGAGGCGCCCCGUGGAGAGCCCGCGUCCUCUUCCUGCCGCCGUCGGCCUCCAUCCACUACUGCCAAAGAACCCCGGCCUGCCCUCCCCCUCCCCGGUCGGGUCUCCACCGUCUGGCAUCCGCUCACCAAAGUCGCCGGGACCCGCCGCCAUCGGAAGCCGACUCCCCGCCCAGGCCGCGCUUUCCCCGUCUCCGACGCGCGCUGGCCCGCCGGCCGGCCGUCUCUCGUUGCCUUACUUGACCGGCGCCCGGAGCUCGAGGCCUGCCCUUCCGGCACGUCCUCCACCGGCCCGAGACGCUUGUGGCCGCCCCCGUGGCCUGAACGGUGGCCGGCCGGAGGCGGAGGGUGUCCCUGCGGACUCUUCCCGCGGUCCCGGGCUGACUCCAGACGCUUCCGGUGUCGCCGCCCGAUGGCGCUCGUGAGCGUCCUGCUGGAGCCGGAGGGCCGCUCGCCUUACCCCGGGCCUCCCCCCGCGUGGCCCCGGGGAGCUGGGCAGGCUCGGGGGCGCCUUGCCCGGUGCCCAGCCCCGUGUCGGCCCCGUCUGAAGGUCCUUUUCCCCGGAGGGGCCACAGGCCAAGCCUUCCUUGUAUCACUGGAGAAGCCGUGAUUCUCCCCCUCAAAUAAAAUAAAGAAACUCCCUCCAUCCCGGCCUCCCCUCCUCUGCGUGCAAGGGAAGGUCUGCGGAGCGAGGCUGAGGCCUUCACAGCAAUAAAGCAGAGGCCGCGAGGGAGGGAUCUCUGGCUUGGGGGCUUUUCUACAGUUUCACAGCUGGCCUUGUUCACGGCCGGCCUCGCCUUGCCUUUCCCGCUUCCCGCCUGGUCCUUCCCGGGCUGACCCAGCCGGUGACCGUCCGAAAGGCUUCGUGGGCUCCCUGUGAGCCGCGAGCCCCGCCGCCCCCUCCUCGGGCGUCACCGGGGGGGGCGGGGGCAGAAGUGGCCAGAGGGCCGCCUCGGAGAUGGGCUCUGGGCGAGCUUGCCCGGGAGCUGAGGGGGGAGGGAGGCCCUUGGGUACAAGUGCCCUGUCUGGCUGGCCCCGCGGCGCCUCGUCCUGGGGCCCAAGGGCGGGCAGCCGGGGCGCGUCUUUCCUUUUAGAGUCAUUUGCCCGCCGGAGGUCCAGGACAGUAUUAUCCCUGCUGGUCAGUUUGUGCGGGCCCGAGAGAGGCUGGAGAGCGCCGGGGCGGCGGGCGGUCCGGUCCGCGGGGAGCCGGCCGGAGGCAGCGCGAGGCUGUGCCGGGAGCCGCAGAGCAAGUGCCGAGGCUGGCCACGGAGCGUGCGGCUCGUCUAACACGGCGGACGGCCCGCGCCUCCUCCCGAAGGUCCUCCUCAGAAGCAGAAGAGGCCCCUCGGCGCCUCUGCACGGGCGCUUCCCAAAGGCGUACAGCGUCAGCCCCCUCGACUUUGUAUUUUACUGCACGUUCCCCCCAUUUUUAAUCAAUAAAGAACAAAUUGUCCGUG